Messenger RNA from Venturia canescens, 2391 nucleotides. RefSeq names its product TNF-receptor-associated factor 6 (gene Traf6). The record is from RefSeq and is a predicted model, not a curated record. Gene Ontology annotation, biological process: lipopolysaccharide-mediated signaling pathway; protein K63-linked ubiquitination; innate immune response. NCBI's taxonomy places the organism in Eukaryota, Metazoa, Arthropoda, Insecta, Hymenoptera, Ichneumonidae. The transcript has 6 exons. The coding region runs from base 452 to 1675 and encodes 407 amino acids. Gene Ontology annotation, molecular function: ubiquitin protein ligase activity; metal ion binding; tumor necrosis factor receptor superfamily binding.
GACACACUAAGAAAUUUAGUUGUUGGUCCCCUUGGUCCCAAAAGGUUCAAGGGGUUCAAAGUUUUAACUGAUGUAGAACAUGUACGCAAGAUAUGGUACGAAUUGGAGAACCGACAUAUGAAUAUAUAUGAAAAACAUUUACCGAUUUUUUUUCUAUUGAUUUUUCUAAAUCGCAACAGAAAAAAAUUCAUGUGACAUCCUGUUCACUGCAAUAAGUUACUGGAAUUCCUACGUAUAGCUGUAAUUGUUAACCGUGCAAUUACUCCCAGUAUCUGGGAGAGAAUAUCAGAGUACUCUUAACCUCAAAUGCAUGCCAGCUUGGUGAUCUGACAAGUUUUGGAUAACCAACGGUGUUCAUAAGCGUUACUUCAGUAUUAUUUUUUUUUAUAAUGGGAAUUUUCCGUAUGAUACUAGUGUACGAUUCAUAUUGAAACUACAAAAGGUUGCGACAAUGGCGAUGAACGAUCGUAACAACGUUGUCCAGAAAUUGGCCGACAAGAACGAUAUUUGUGAUGAUCCCCAGGAUAAACAUAUCGAAUCCCGCUUCGAAUGUCCCAUUUGUCUUACCUGGUUGAAAGAUCCCAUGCUGACUUCUUGCGGCCAUAAAUUUUGUUUCUCGUGCAUAACGGCUUGGCUUAAGAGAGAAAGUGCUUGUUGUCCGGUCGAUGGCAAACCUUUAGAUCCUGUGAAAGAUCUUUUCGAAGAUCGGUAUACAAGCAGAGAGAUAUCACAGCAGAGAACACAUUGCCCGUAUCAACAACUCGGUUGUGAAGCACAGAUGUCUCCUGUGGAAAUGGAAAAACAUCUUGCAGAAUCGCACGCCUUUAUGUGUCCUUUCAAAGAUUUUGGAUGCAGCAGGAACUUUCAGAAUAAUGAUGCCCUUCAGGAGCACAUUAAUAGCAAUGUUAAUGGUCAUUUGACGAUAGCAGGAAAAGCCCUUACAAAACUGAUGAUUGCUCAAUCUGAAAUGAACUCAAGAGUAUUAGAAACAAAACCAUGGGAUCCCCCGCCAAAAAAUUCAGCUGAAACAACCGUUGUGAAUUCACCAUCCCUCGAUUGGCAAAGACUUUUGGAUAAAAUGUACGAGAGGAUAGUGGUUCUCGAACAACAGAAUCGUGAAUUGGCAAGCACCUUGGCAAAUCAACAAACGAAAUAUGACGCUCUACAGACGACUCUACGUUUCCUUCAGGAAGAAACGAUAUUGCGGAAUUGUAACGGGGUUUACAUUUGGAGAUUGGAUUGUUUUUCUCAAAAACUUGAAGAGAUGACUAGCGACCCACUGAGGAUGUUUUACAGUCCCGGUUUUUACACGAGUUCAAUGGGUUACAAAAUCUGUGCUCGUAUAAAUAUUUCUUCAAAGGAUUCUGAUUUUUUGUCGUUACUCUUACACAUUAUGAAAUCCGAAAACGACGACGUUCUCGACUGGCCUUUCGAUGGAACGAUUUCCUUCGAGUUGAUUCAUCCUCAUUGCCCAGAAAAAUCAAUACGUGAAAAAACAUCUUCCAGACCUGAUCUAGAAGCUUUCAAAAAACCUGUUUGUGAUUUGAACAAACGAAGCUUCGGUUAUACCGAAUUCGCUCGAAUUCAUGAAUUGAAAGAUUUUUUGCAAGAUAACUGUCUCCUUUUCCGUAUUGAAGUUAAAUCGUUCGAACGACCCCGAGAUUCAGAGGUUUAAAAUGAUUUAACGUUAAAAAACUGCCGUGUUUUAUCAGUGAUUCAAAUACCGUCCGUACUUUAACACAAGAUGUGUACUUAAGACUUAGGCAAGUGAGUAAUGCAAAAAAGUGAUCGAAACUCUGUUGACUGACGUUUUUUGAGCGGUUUUUAUAUUCAAGAGAAUAUUUAUAUCUGAAGCAAAAGCAAUAAAGUUUAUGAGUAAGUUAAGCAAUACCGUUGUUAAAAUGCACAAACAAUUUUAUUUGAAAAUCAAAACUGCAAAGACGCAAGGUAUUUUCAAGUGAUAUUAUAUCUCUGGAUCGUUAAUGAAUUUUCAACAGUUAUCGCAAAAAUGUUGAUAUUUGUGUCUCAGCAGUAAUUUAAAAAAACAAAUACUCAUCUAUUUUUGGUGAUGUAUCGUUGAAUAAAAUGUGCAAUUUUUCUAAAACUGUAAACUAAAUUGGAGGACUAAAUUUUUUAGUCAUUGUUUUGUAAUAUGGUUCAUUCGCUAAGUCAAUCUGUUCAUGUACCUGAAUCGACACACAAUUUGAAAAAAAAUAAUUUUUUUCAAUGGAUAAUUACACUUUUAUAAGAAGUACAUCAGUCCAGAGAUUUUUUUGUCAUAAAAUAUUCCGUCCAAGAAAUUUACGUAGCAUAAAAUGAAAUUGUAAUUAGUGAAGAAUAAAAUUUAUGAUAUGAUAUGAUAUGAUAUGAUAUGAUAUGAGAAAAAAAAUA